AUGGAGCAGGUGGUGGGCGUGCUGGGCAUCGAGGACUACUCGGUCAGCCAGACCACACUGGACAACGUGUUUGUGAACUUUGCCAAGAAGCAGAGCGACAACCUGGAGCAGCAGGAGACGGAGCUGCCCUCGGCCCUGCAGUCCCCGCUGGGCCGCCUGCUCAGCCUGUUCCGGCGCCGGCCCGCCCCCACCGAGCUGCGGGCGCUGAUGGCCGAUGAGCCCGAGGACCUGGACACGGAGGACGAGGGCCUCAUCAGCUUCGAAGAGGAGCGGGCCCAGCUCUCCUUCAACACGGACACGCUCUGCUGA
Molecule: messenger RNA, 309 nt
Organism: Pipistrellus nathusii (Nathusius's pipistrelle)
Lineage: Eukaryota; Metazoa; Chordata; Mammalia; Chiroptera; Vespertilionidae
Source: the annotation of a GenBank genome assembly